Molecule: messenger RNA, 4542 nt
Organism: Xiphias gladius (swordfish)
Lineage: Eukaryota; Metazoa; Chordata; Actinopteri; Istiophoriformes; Xiphiidae
Gene: sptbn4a
Product: spectrin, beta, non-erythrocytic 4a
Exons: 21
Coding region: 1-4542 (1513 amino acids)
Biological process (GO): actin cytoskeleton organization
Cellular component (GO): cell junction; plasma membrane; cortical actin cytoskeleton
Molecular function (GO): actin filament binding
Source: RefSeq, a predicted model, not a curated record
AUGCUUAUGGCCCGAGACACGGCGCGGGACGAGGCUCAAAAGCUACACAGGAAGUGGCUGAAGCACCAGGCCUUUAUGGCAGAACUGGCCCGCAAUAAAGAAUGGCUGGCCAAGAUAGAACAGGAAGGUCAGGAGCUGAUCCAGGAGAAGCCGGAGCUGCGUUCAGUCGUUCAGCAGAAGCUGGAGGAGAUCAGAGACUGCUGGUCCGACCUGGAGAGGACGACCAAGGCCAAGGCCCGCCAGCUCUUUGAAAACAACAAGCCCGAGCCGGCGGUGAAGAGCUACUCGGACCUCGACAACCAGCUCUCCCACCUGGAGCAGCAACCCCCUCAGCUGGAACAGGCACACCAUCUGCCCACCUUCAAUGAGCAGCUCCAGAAAUUCCAGGCUAUGGAGUCUCAGAUAGGGGACUUUUACAAGGAUGUGGGAGAGCUGGGAAGCUUGCAGGGGGUCUGCUUACCCCAGCGAGGGCUGAUGGCAGGUGACAAGGAAGGCGGCGAGCAGUCAGGCAUGGUGGAGACGCGCAUCGUCCGCCUCAUUGAGCCCUUGAAGGAGAGACGCCGCAUCCUGCUGGCUUCCAAAGAGAUGCACCAAGUUGCCCAGGACCUGGAGGAUGAGAUACUGUGGAUUCAGGAAAGGCUUCCCUUGGCCUCCUGUAAGGAUUAUGGGAACAACCUCCAGAGUGUACAGCAGCAUGUAAAAAAGAACCAGACACUACAGAGGGAGCUGACAGGUCGGCGGGCUCGUGUAGAGGAGGUUCUGGACCGGGCAGGGAUUAUCGCUUCGCUGAGGACUCCUGAGGUGGAGUUUGUACGUGAAGGGGCGGGGCAUGUGCGCCAGCUGUGGGAGGUUUUUCAGCUGGAGACGGAGAGGAGGUCUUUGAUGCUGGACGCUGCCCUGCAGGCCCAGCAGUACUACAGUGAGGCAGCUAAAGUGGAAUCCUGGCUGUCAGGUCAGAAGCUUCAUCUUGUCAGUGAAGAAAAAGGCACGGAUGAGUCAAGCACUCUGCAGCUGCUGAAGGCCCACCUGGCUUUGGAGCAAACAGUGGAAACAUAUGCAGAGACAGUAGGCAUGUUAUCUCAGCAAUGCCAGCGUCUGCUGGAACUGGGACACCCAGAAAGUGAGCAGAUCACCAAGCAACAGUCCCACAUAGAUCGGCUGUAUGUGUCUCUGAAGGACAUGGUGGAGCACAGGAAGACCAAGCUGGAGCAGCAAUACUGGCUCUAUCAGCUUAACAAGGAGGUUGAGGAGUUAGAGAAGUGGAUCACUGAGCGUGAGGCAGUGGCCAGUUCCACCGAGCUCGGCCAAGACCUCGAGGAUGUCACGGUGCUUCAGGAGAGGUUCACAAAGUUUGCCACAGAAACCAACAACACUGGCCAGCAGCGCAUGGAGCAGGUGAACAAAAUGGUGAACGAGAUGAUUGACUGCGGCCAUUCGGACGCUGCCACCAUCGCUGAGUGGAAAGAUGGUCUGAACGAGUCAUGGGCCGACCUCCUGGAGCUGAUGGAGACCCGAAGACAGAUGCUGACAGCAUCGCACCAGCUGCACAAGUUCUUCACUGACUGCAAAGAGGUCUUGGCUCAGAUAGCAGGGAAGAUGAAGCAGCUGCCAGAGGUGAGGGCAUGCCAAGCCAACAUCACCAAUCCAGCCACCCUGCAGAGACUAAUGCACUCCUUCGAGCAUGCCCUUCAACUGCUAGUCGCACAGGUGAGGCAGCUGCAGGAGAACGCUGCCCAGCUGAGGACCAUCUAUGCUGGUGAGAAGGCUGAGGCCAUCAUGGUCAAAGAGCAGGAAGUGAUGGAGGCGUGGAAGGAGCUGCUGAGCUCUUGUGAGGCCAGUCGCGUCCAGGUCACUUCAGUAACCGACAAGGUGCAGUUCUUCUCAGUGGUGCGUGAAAACCUGAUGUGGAUGGAAGGCAUCAUGGGCCAGAUACGAUGGGAUGAGCCCAGGGAUUUGACGGCUCUGGAGGGGAUGAUGAAACAACACCAAGAGUUGAAGGCCAAAAUAGAUGGCCGCAGCAAGACCAUACAGCAGUGUGCAGAUCUCGGCAAGAUCCUGAUAGCUGCAGGCAACCCUGCAUCCGAGGAGAUACAAGAGAAGUUGGACAGCCUUCUGUCUAAGCAGAGGGACCUUGUUGAAAAAUGGGACAAACACCAGGAAAAGUUUCAGCGCAAGCAGGAAAAGUUCCGGUUUGCUCAGGAGACGGUAAAGGCAGAAGCCUGGCUGAAAGCCAAGGAGCCACUGAUCACCUCCAAGGAACCAGAAGGAGGAGAGGCCCAGGCCCAAACAGACGAGGCUGAGCAGCUCAUCCUUCGCCACGAGGCCUUCCGCAAGGCUGCAGUAACCUGGAAAGAACGCUUCAGCUCCCUCCGCCAACUUUCCGCAUCUGAGAAGAAAAAAGAGGAGGAGAAAAAGACAACCCCACUCUCCAGCCGAAGGAUGUUCCCAUUAUCUUGUCUGACUCCAAACGUUCCCUCAACUAGUGCUACCUCAUCUUUCUUGAGGCAGACAGUACAGGCGCAUAUGGAACCCAAACCCUUACAGACUAGUCUGGAACUGGGUGCCACCCCUGCAACCCAGAGACUGUCCUCAUCACUAGCCAGCUACAACCCGGUUAUAAAUGGAUCAGGCUACACCGGACUGGAGCAGCAGUGCAGUGGGAAGUUGGUGAGCUCCUCAUAUCUUGGGAUGAACCACCAGGCAGCCGGAGGUGGAAGUGACUCCGGUUUCUCAGCGUUGACCUCCCAGAGUGGUGGAGCAGACACUUCCACUUACCUUGGGAUAAACCAUCAAACUUUUGGCAGCGUAGAAAACUCCGGAUACUUUGGACUGACUGCUGGGUGUGUGAGUGGUAUGCAAAACCAUUUUGGCGGUGGCAGAUUAGGAAGUUCGGGUAACCUAGCUCAGCAGCCAAGCAGUGGAGGUAUGGGAAGCCCUGGCUUUCUCCCUCAACAGAAUAUGGGCAGUUCGGGAUAUUUGGCCCAACCACAAAAUAUUGGAAGUCCUGGAUACUUGGGACAACAGCCUAAUUUAGGGAGCUCAGGUUAUUUGGCACAACAGCCUAAUACAGGGAGUUCUGGGUAUUUGGCACAGCAGCCUAAUAUGGGGAGUUCUGGAUACCUAGCACAGAAUUAUCAGAGCAGUGGGGGAUUGGGUAGCUCAGGCUUUCUGGCACAAAAUCAUUACAGCAGUGGAAGUCUGGGCAGUUCUGGUUACCUAGCUCAGAGUGGUGGCAUCAUGGACCCUAAAAUGGCAUAUGCAUGGCAGCACCUAAAAGCUGACUUCAUGCAGCCCAGGAUCAACCACAUCCACAAGGCCGUAAACCCCCUCCUAGAAGCCAGCAGAGUACAGCGGGAACAGUUCGGGGACAUCCCAAUGGCAGACAUGAUAGGGCCAGAGUCUGGGCUGGAGCUCCUCCAUGGGCGACUCCAGAGGGAUCCCCGUGGUAGCCGCUCUGACCCUCAGAUGGACCAUCUGAGGCGAGAGAGGGAGUAUAAGCUGGGUAGACAGACCUCCAGCGAACAGGAGAUCCAGGCCAGGCUGAACGAGCUCCCAAUGAUUGUGCGUCAGGAGCGCUACCGGAGGCGCCUGGAGAGGCAGUCUUCCAGUGAACAGGAGGGGAGCGGUAAGCAGAGGCUGCAGAGACAGGACUCGAGUGACCUGGAGGGCUCCGUUAAGGAGGGCUCUGACAAACGCUCAGGAGAGAAGAGAUCUACCAUGGCAGAGAUUGUAGAACAGGUCCAAGAGAGAGAGGCAGCACAUGCACGAGGAGAACCUUAUCGGCCUCCUAGCAGCCUCUCAGCACCAGUGACUCGUUUUGAUGGACGUCCUCGAGCCCGAGACCGUCCAAAACCAAGGAGGAGGCCCCGUCCAAAAGAACCUGAGGAGACACGACGUUCUCGCUCAGCCCCAGCAACUGGAGCCCCACCUACACCCCAGCCGCCUUCACACACUGCCCAUAACGAAGGCUUCCUCUACCGCAAAAAAGCUACCAGCUCUGAUCUAGAAGCUCAGCAGAGGAGCCCCAACAGUAAGUCCUGGGUAAAUGUUUAUUGUGUGCUGAAAGAGGGAAAGCUGACCUUCUACAAGGAUGCUAGGAACCACAACACAACGUACAAUGGAGAGCCUCCCGUUGACCUUAGUAACUGCUCAUUUGAUCCUUCAAUGGGAUACAAGAAGAAGAAAAAUGUUUUCAUUCUUCAAAUUAACGAUGGAAACAACUUUGUGUUCCACGCAAAAGAUGAGGAGGACCUGAAGGCUUGGACUUCAAAUAUCACCAUCUGUAUAGCUGAGCACGAGGCCAUGGCCAAGUGGGACAAGCCUGGCACCUCAUCCAUGGACCCUGACCGUUCGGAAAGGAAGGAGAGGUCGGAGGGGGACGCAGACGCCAGGUCAGAGAGGUCCGAGCUUGCCGAAGGGGAAGAGAGGUCUGAGAAAGAGAGAGAGAGAAAAAGGGAAAAGGAAACAAGAAAUAGUUGCAACUCUAUGAUUUGUCACUCCCACAUUCAGGAGUUGCCCCGCAGCCCCAAUGACAACUUGUAA